AUGUCCAGCAGCCAACGCAACGUCUAUGUCCACCAGAGCAACUCUGGCUCUUCCACCGCCGGCUCCUCUAGCCGCUCCUCCAGCUCAUCUGCUUACUAUGAAUCUUCCAACUCCCGCUCUGGCUCAACCCGCCGCGAAUAUGAAGCUGCUGGUCGUACUGCUGAGGUUGUCCGAUCCGGCCACAAUCUUGUCAUCAACCACAACAGAACGGACUACGAGAGGGGCUCCCCUUCUCCUCGCUACCGUAGUGGCUAUCAGUGA
This is a messenger RNA of Trichoderma virens Gv29-8, 261 nucleotides long. RefSeq lists its product as uncharacterized. NCBI's taxonomy places the organism in Eukaryota, Fungi, Ascomycota, Sordariomycetes, Hypocreales, Hypocreaceae. The record is from RefSeq and is a predicted model, not a curated record. The transcript has 2 exons. Bases 1 to 261 code for a protein of 86 amino acids.